Molecule: messenger RNA, 3771 nt
Organism: Melanotaenia boesemani (Boeseman's rainbowfish)
Lineage: Eukaryota; Metazoa; Chordata; Actinopteri; Atheriniformes; Melanotaeniidae
Product: ataxin-1-like
Exons: 3
Coding region: 447-2492 (681 amino acids)
Biological process (GO): nervous system development; negative regulation of transcription by RNA polymerase II
Cellular component (GO): nucleus
Molecular function (GO): RNA binding; protein binding
Source: RefSeq, a predicted model, not a curated record
ACAAAAGCAUACACACACUCUCUCUUGACACACACAUGCUCACAUGCACAACAGACACAGAGACGGAUAGCGGGCUCUCAGUUUUUUCCUUCGGUUUGGUGGGCUUGCUGGUUUUAUUUCAUGCGUUCAGAGAGGCAAAAUGUAGCUGGAGGCUGCUAAUAUCUGUGGGUGUUGUACAGUGCAGGAGCACUCUAGCACAGUAAGGAGCUGUGGAGUAGGUUGACUCUCUGGGAGGACUAGAAAAUGAAUGACUGCCAACUCUGGGAUGUCUCCUCAGGCUGCACUAAGGUGAGUGGCGCUUCAGUACAAAAGUAUCAACAGUGAUCUGACAGUGAUGCCGUGUAUCAGCCUUCCCUUCUGUCUGCACCCCUCAUUCUCCCGUGAGGCCCAUGUGACCUAGCCCACACUCACACACAGGGGGCCCCUACUGCUGCUGGAGCCCACCCAUGAAUCCCUGCCCUGACCGCAGCAAAGAGUGCCUCCCUCCCAAGAAGAGGGAGUCUCGGCAAGGAUCGGCAGAACAUCAGGUUCUUCUGGAUGAGUUUAAACCCCCUGUUCCGCUUCGGAGCCGACCCAGCACAGGGAGAGUGGAGGGAGGGAGGGAGGUCAGUGACAGGGACAGAGUCCUCUGUAACCCAAAUCCCCAUCUCCUCCAUAGUCCUCCACCUCUUCCUGCUUCAGCACCAGGUCUCCCCGUGCCUAUACCAUGGCCCCUCAGUUACUCGCCCUCUGCUUCUUUUCCUCUUUUCCCUGGGCAGGUCAGCGAUAGGAGGAGCUCAGGGUCUCCAGCUUGGAGAGACGAUCCUCUUGCCUCACCCCUGCCCCACCACUCUAGGUGGUUUAGAGGGGAAGGUCCUCUGUCAAUGCCACCCUCCCCAUCUUCUUCCUCAUCUUCCUCCUUUAAGACUCCCUUUCCAGCCAGUUCAAGAGAAAUCUGGUCCUGUAUCAACAGUGGUCGACGGGACUACAGUCCUUCUUUUUUCUCCCCUUCAUACUUGUUUAGCCCUCACUCUUUGUAUCCACAAGACCCAAAUAUAUUAGAGGUUAGACACAGGUACUUGAACAAGAGGCCCAAUGGCUUGGAUGGGCCAGGCAGCAGGACUGCCUCAGCUUCCAGACCUCUGCUCUCAGGAGAAUAUGGAAAUGAUAGCAGCAGAACUAGGCUGGACAUCAGUCCACAGAGCUCUCAUGCCAAUGGUGGCCGGAGACAGCAGGAGGAUCUAACAUCCUGUGUCCACUCUGGAGGAGCAUUUUUAUCAGACUCUCAAAUACAAGAGGGCUCUGAGCUACAUUCCUCAUUGCAGGACAGACAUCCGCAUGGGAAAAUCAGCUCCACUUUACUAUCCACCAGUCCCCAUCCCCUUGGACCAGACUCCAGGACCGGCAGAGGGGGGCUUUUGGACCAUCUGGGGCCCACACCAGCUGAAGCCCAAAUCUACUACUCCGUGGGAUCAGUAGGACACACCAGCCCUCAGGCUCAUGCUUACCCACUCUACAGCCCCUCAGGAACACCUCCAUACAACCUGCACAGGGAGCCAGGCCCAAGGCAGCACAGUCUGAGGAACUCCCCACACUCACCUGUGGGUCUGCCAAAUAACCACGACAGGUCACAAGGAGACCGGGACAGAGAUCAAGAAAGAGAUAAGGUCCUACAAAGAGACAGGGAACGAGGAAAAGACAAAGACAAACAAAUAAAACAUGACAAAGACCAAGAAAGGGACAGUGAGCGUGAGAAGCGACGUGACAGAGACAGGGGGACAGAAUCAUCUCCUUCCAAUCUUCACAUCUCAACCCCAGCCCUUCGCCCAUCUCCUCCUGCACUCCUACCUCACUUCACCAAGGGGUCUCUAAUUGAGUUGGCCAGCGGGCGGUUAAAGCGGGUGGAGGAGCUGCGGACUGAGGACUUCCUGAGGAGUGCUGAUACAUCCCCAGAGUUUCACCUCAGCACCUGCACUGUGCUGCAAAUUUCCCAUAGCAGUACGCAGGGCUUCAGCCAUCUGCAGGUCCACCUCACAGACCGUAAUACUCAGGAGUUACUGAAGGUCUUGGUGGAGUACCCAUUUUUUGUCAAGGACCAGGGUUGGUCUUCUUGCUCUCCCCAGAGAACCACACAGCUGUAUGGCCUGCCUUGCCGCCAGCUCACAGAGGGUGACGUCUGCCUGGCCCUCACCCCUGCACCCAGCCAAACUCACCGAACACACACGCGUACCAGCUCCAGAGCCCAUCGCACACAACUCCUCUCCAGGUCUGCAGCAGAGACCAGCAGUUCGCAGAGGGAGGAGAUGCCACCUCCGCCUCCUCCUCCCCCGCUUCCUAAUCAACCGCCUCCUCCUGUACCAGCCCCUCUGUACACGAUGGCUGAGGAGCCUCCUGUUAAGGGGCUGCAGCCGCGUAAGCGGCGCUGGUCUGCACCAGACACCCUUCCCACGGCUGGAACUGAUGAAAGCCUCUUGGAUUUACCUCAUGGCUCCAAGCUAAUGAAGUGGCAGUAGAAACUUGCACAUGCAUACUUACAUAUGCACAUAAGCACAUACACACCCUCCUUGUCUCUGUUGCAUCUCACCAAGACAAACAAUGGAGAGACUUCAAGGCAGGGUUGCAGGGAAGGAAUGCAAAACAAUAGAAAAUGCAGUUCACAGGUGAUCAGUCUAGUCCACUCUGGUUUUGCCACUGCUGCAUCUUUCCCAUCUUUCCUUUCCUUUUAUUUCCUUGACUUUCCUUUCCUUUCCUCUCCUUUCCUUUCCUUUUCUUUUCUUUCCUUUCCUUUCCUUUCCUUAGCACAACCCUGAAAGGAGCAGCAGUUCAAUGAUAUUUGGAUGACUUCUUACAGACACACUGAAGACAUUUAGUGAGACAAUCAAGCACUUGUCUAUGUUCACUGUUUUUUUUUACGAUUGUCGCACACACCUACUUAAUGAAAGUAUUUGCUGCAGGGGUAUUUUCAAUCAGUGUUAUGAAAGUAAACGCUAUUGAAGAUGUGCAGAUAUAUAUGAACAACAAUUGACAAUAUAUGUAUUACAAUACAAAUGUUAUAUACAGUAAAUAUGCUAAAUGAGAUUUAAUGCAAUCUCUGUCGAUCUUGCGAUGCAGUUCUGUUUUUUUUUUUUUCUUUUCUUUGUUUUUUUUUUUUUUUGUUUUUUUUUUUCUUGCUUCUGAGCCGAUGUGUUUGUGUCGGCCUGGGCAGGCAAGGUGAAUGUAUGAGAAACUCUUCGCCUUUUUUAUUCUCAUCACUGGGAGUCAGAUCAAAAAGUUGUUUGUCAAGGCAUUGCCCUCCAAUAUGUUCUUAACAUUAUCUCUGAGAAAGGGAGAACACUAAUGAAAACUGCAUAACAGACAAUCCCACCCACACAGACAGGUCUGUGCUACAUCGCCUCGACACUCAUGGUGUUUUUCCAUUAAAAAAUGAAUGAUGGAAAGAGUAAAAAAGUGCAGUAUGGCUGAAGAGUAAUGGUGCUAAUAACACGUUGGAACAUGAUGCUUUGUGAAUGCUCUUGACCCCUGUGUACUGUAUGCUUCUGUUCCCAUCUAAUUUUUUUAUGUACUGUAUAUGUUUGAAGGCAGGGAAAAUGAUGAAAGUAUUUUACACUCAGAUACGGGUAUAUCAUCUGAUUCAGCACUCUCUUUCACUUUAGUUUCUUUUUUUAUUUUCAAGGAGAAAAACUUACCUGUUGAAUUUUCUUUUUAAAUGUUACAGCUACAAAAAUGUAUAUUUUUAAAAAUUGUGAAUCUGUUAUAUGAUGUUCGCUAGAAAUAAAGGAGGAAAAAGCUUUA